GCUCCAAACAGCUGUUUUCUAAAUCACUAUUUUCAUAUUACCAGAUAUGAUUUAGUUGUUAAAUAAUACCCAAAAUGUCCACGGAGCCUUAUAAUGCAAACACAACAGAUUCCGACCUAAAAGGUGAAUGGUCUAUCCGGCCAUGUUCUGCAUAUAAAGAAGAAUACGAUGAUUGUACCAGUAUCAAGGCGCGUUUCCAUCAAUACUUUAUACAUGGCGAAAACAUUGAUUGCUCCCAGUGGAAAACGGAUUACAAUAAUUGUGAACGCUACACGAAUUCCAAUAAGAAGGAUGUAGCAGCUGGUGAAGCAGUAAUUCGUAGUGAAGCUGAACGGCGGCGAAAACGCAUGGAGGCACACUAUGGUAAUACAACGUGGAAUAAGCGAACACAGCCUCCGGAAGACUGGUCUAAGCCAUUACCUGAGUGGUUGGCGAAGAAGUAUGAGAAUACUUAUUUGGAGUUGAAACAAAUGGAAUUGGAUGGACGAAGAACACCUGAAGUGAUUGAAAAAUCAUAUUGUGCGAUAAUGUAGAUCAAAAAGUUUAGACACUACUGAAAUGUUAAUAGGAUAAAAUCAAGACUUAAAAUACAUAAAAUUCCAUUUUUGGAAAAUCGAGUUAACAGAAUUAAAUUAGAGAAUUAGCGCCUAACUGAAAAAUUAAUUGAAUAGAACUCAAAAAACUUGGUAGCUAAUCGGUAAAAUAUUGGCUUUGUAAUUGUGGUUUUAGUGCUUGAUAUAAACAUAGUUUCCGAUAUGUUUUAUCGUACAAGUUAUGUGUGAAUAUGUAGAAGGAAUCAAUUUAAUUCGCUGGGGGAGCUUUAAUCUCAGCUUUCUUACA
Molecule: messenger RNA, 840 nt
Organism: Anastrepha obliqua
Lineage: Eukaryota; Metazoa; Arthropoda; Insecta; Diptera; Tephritidae
Product: UPF0545 protein C22orf39 homolog
Exons: 2
Coding region: 75-533 (152 amino acids)
Source: RefSeq, a predicted model, not a curated record